Molecule: messenger RNA, 1751 nt
Organism: Daldinia loculata
Lineage: Eukaryota; Fungi; Ascomycota; Sordariomycetes; Xylariales; Hypoxylaceae
Product: putative catalase Cat
Exons: 2
Coding region: 107-1624 (505 amino acids)
Biological process (GO): hydrogen peroxide catabolic process; response to hydrogen peroxide
Cellular component (GO): mitochondrion; peroxisome; cytoplasm
Molecular function (GO): catalase activity; heme binding
Source: RefSeq, a predicted model, not a curated record
UGAUACGAACUAUUCCGGGUCAAAGUCUUUCCUCAGUCAGUCUUUUCUCAACCAUCUCAUCUCAAACAACAAACUUUUGCACUAGGAACCAUACAGCACAGAAGCAAUGGGUUCCCUUGCGGGCACUGCAACUCGCGAUGACAUCCCAACGCCCACUCUCACGACCGCAAGUGGGUGCCCUAUCGCGAAGCCGGAAGGCUCACUGAGGGAUGGGAAGCAUCUUUUAUUACAAGAUUUCAACCUGAUCGAGUCUUUGACUCAUUUUAAUCGAGAAAAGAUUCCGGAACGCACCGUCCAUGCCCGGGGUGCCGGAGCAUACGGGGAAUUCGAAGUCACACAUGAUAUUUCGGAUAUUUGCAACAUUGACAUGCUGCUUGGUGUGGGAAAGAAGACACCCUGCGUCACGCGUUUCUCAACAACAACUUUUGAACGCGGAUCAGCCGAGUCCAUGCAAGACCCUAAGGGUAUGGCUGUCAAGUUUUUCACCGAGGAAGGUAACUGGGACUGGGUCUGUUUGAACAUUCCCAUGUUCUUCAUUCGCGAUCCUAUCAAGUUUCCAGGCUUGGUGCACGCGCAGAGACGGGACCCUCAAUCCAAUUUGGCAAACCCCAAUAUGUGGUGGGACUGGGUUUGCAACAACCAUGAAUCUCUACAUAUGGUCCUGUGGCUGUAUAGUGAGUUCGGGUCUAUGUUCAACUACCGUAGCAUGAGUGGCUACGUUGGCCAUGCCUUCAAAUGGACCAUGCCCGACGGAUCGUGGAAAUACGUGCACUUCUUCCUUUCUUCAGACAAGGGACCAAAUUUCGAAAAAGGAGAGACUGAGAAGAACACCCAGCAAGACGACCCUGACUCAGCCACGCGCGACCUCUACGAAGCCAUAGAGCGAGGGGAAUACCCGACAUGGACCGCCAACGUGCAAGUAGUUGAUCCUAAAGAUGUUGACAAGCUUGGAUUCGAUAUCUUUGAUGUGACCAAGCAUUGGAACUUGGGCAACUACCCGCCAGAUAUCGACGUAAUUCCAGGCAGGCCAUUUGGAAAGCUCACUUUGAAUCGCAACCCUCAAAAUUUCUUCGCCGAGGUAGAACAGCUGGCCUUUUCACCAUCCCACCUGGUUCCCGGUGUCGCGCCGUCGGAAGACCCUCUCCUCCAGGCUCGUAUGUUCGCUUAUCCAGAUGCACAACGUUACCGCCUAGGUGUAAAUAACCAGUCUAUCCCGGUAAAUAGGCCCAAGAAUGCUUAUAAUCCUCAGCUCCGUGACGGCAGCGGCGUGCAUGGCGAUAACUACGGCAAGGUCCCUGGAUUCGUGUCGGCCUCUCGCCCAAUGAACUAUGGUAAGCCAGUCAACGGUGAUACAGAGUUGGAUGAGUGGCUUGCAAAGGUUAAUUCUCAGGCUUGGUUGGACGUGGGUGAAAAUGAUUAUAAGUGGCCAAGAGAGUUUUGGAAAAUCCUCCCUACCCUGCGUUCUCCUGAGUUUCAAAACACCAUUGUUGUUAACAUGUCCAAAUCCUUGGUCAACGUUGACCGGGAUCUCCGGGAAAAGGUGUACAAGACGUUGCAAUUGGUUGCCACCGACCUGAUGGAGCGAGUACGGGAUGCCACUGAGUCUUUAGUAUCUGCAAAUUAGUUUCUUGACUGGACGACAACAAUUUCAUAGUCGUAAAUAGAACUAUCUGACGGUCCAUCAAAUUGUCAUUUCCCAAUUUAUGUUACCGGUUUAAAGCCAACAACCGAGAAACGACUCGACAAUUGAG